Candidula unifasciata is the source of this 923-nucleotide messenger RNA. The record is from the annotation of a GenBank genome assembly. NCBI's taxonomy places the organism in Eukaryota, Metazoa, Mollusca, Gastropoda, Stylommatophora, Geomitridae.
AUGUCUGUUUGGGGAAAACGUGAUGACAGUAUGGAUAAAAAGUGGAAGGAAAUGUCUGUGUGGGGGAAAAGGGAUGCCGAGAUGGACAAAAAGUGGAAAGAGAUGUCGGUUUGGGGAAAACGGAAUGAUGAAAUGGAUAAAAAGUGGAGAGAUAUGGCUGUCUGGGGAAAAAGGGACCAAGAAGUUCCAAAUGUAAAUUGGAACUACAUCGCAGCUUCCGGAAGACACAGUCUUACACCAGAUUUGUAUAAAAAGUGGAAGGAAAUGGCUGUCUGGGGAAAAAGAGAAGACGGUGACUUGGACAAGAAAUGGAAAGAGAUGUCGGUUUGGGGAAAAAGAAAUGAUGAACUUGAAAAGAAGUGGAAGGAAAUGGCUGUUUGGGGAAAAAGAAACAACGAAUUAGAUAAAAAAUGGAAAGAGAUGUCUGUUUGGGGGAAAAGAGACUAUGAUAAAAAAUGGAAAGAGAUGUCAGUUUGGGGGAAAAGAGAUGAUGCCCUUGAUAAGAAAUGGAAAGAGAUGUCUGUGUGGGGAAAACGUGACGGCGAUUAUGAUAAAAAAUGGAAGGAAAUGUCUGUCUGGGGUAAAAGAGAUGAUGCCCUUGAUAAGAAAUGGAAAGAAAUGUCUGUAUGGGGAAAACGCCUCACGCUGCCAGACCUAGAUAAGAAAUGGAGAGACAUGGCAGUCUGGGGAAAAAGAAACGGUGAACAUUUCGAUAACAAUAAUGAUAAUAAUAAUGUAGACAAAGACGGGGCGUGGGAGAAACGUACAUUACGGCAUGUUAGAAAUUGGCGCGACAUGGACAUGUGGGGGAAGAGGCCCAGCUGGAGCAAAACAGGAUUCACAAGCUGGGGCAAAAGAUCGCAAGACGUAGAUCUCAGUAUACUUCAAGAUUACAUUCAGAGGACAAAGCCUUUCUUAGGUGA